This is a messenger RNA of Acanthocheilonema viteae, 561 nucleotides long. Lineage: Eukaryota; Metazoa; Nematoda; Chromadorea; Rhabditida; Onchocercidae. The record is from the annotation of a GenBank genome assembly.
AUGUUAAUUGGAGGUAUUGAAGUAGAUCCGGAACCUAAUGUGAAUUUGUUGCUGAUUUUAUGUGAGGAAGCAAUAACAGAUAAUGAUACUUUUCACUUACUAUAUCGAAUUUGUGCAGUUAAUAUCAUUAAUGACCAUACAAAGCUUUACUGGCUUCGAAAUCAAUCACCCACGUCACUUCCGAAAGAAUCACUAUUAGAACCGUGGCAACUUUCGCGUAUAAUUUUGCGUUAUUUCAAAGGGAAACUUAUUGGCGGUGUUACGGCAUUCUGCGCUUCCGCUCAUACAUUUGCCCUUGGAGAAGUUGCUGUCAUUGUGGAGUUUCAUGAGAGUGAUAUACAACAUGAAGAAUCACUUUCAACAAUAUUAGCAUUACUUUCUGACAUGGGUAAUUAUUUGUCGAUGAUCUCAAAAGGUGCAUUAUUAAAGCGAAAUAUAUUUCCAGUAACCGCUUUGAUUCGAACAUCUCGAAUAUAUGAUUAUGGAUUAGUGGCAAGUCUCUAUACGAACUGCAUGUUAAGUUUUGAAAAUGGUGUUUGUAAAAAUAUGCUAUCCAAAUAA